This is a messenger RNA of Salmo salar (Atlantic salmon), 2370 nucleotides long. RefSeq names its product acyl-CoA thioesterase 8 (gene acot8). Gene Ontology annotation, biological process: fatty acid catabolic process; acyl-CoA metabolic process. The record is from RefSeq and is marked provisional. NCBI's taxonomy places the organism in Eukaryota, Metazoa, Chordata, Actinopteri, Salmoniformes, Salmonidae. Gene Ontology annotation, cellular component: peroxisomal matrix. Gene Ontology annotation, molecular function: fatty acyl-CoA hydrolase activity.
AAACAUGUCAGAGAAAGUGAGUGGUGAAACAUCGGAAGACAAGUCGGUCUCCGCGGUGCCUCCUGGCGCUGCUGCGGUGCCGCAAGACCUCCGAAGUGUUCUGGUCACCAGCGUUCUUAACCUAGAGAAGCUGGAGGUAGAUCUGUACAGAGGGACUCACCACUGGGUGCCCCGUACCCGUCGUCUGUUUGGGGGUCAGAUCAUUGGCCAGGCCCUGGUGGCUGCAGCAGAGUCCGUCAGGGAAAACGUUUUGGCUCACUCUCUCCACUGCUACUUUGUACGGGCAGGAGACCCCAAGGUGCCAGUGCUGUACCAGGUGGAGAGGACCAGGGAUGGUCGUAGUUUCAGCGUGCGGUCAGUGAAGGCCAUCCAACACGGUCAGCCCAUCCUCAUCUGCCAGGCCUCCUUCCACAGUAACCAGCCCUCUCCUCUGCAGCACCAGUUCACCAUGCCCUCGGUCCCCCCUCCUGAAGACCUGUUGACGGUGGAGGAACUCAUACAGUUCUACCUCAGUAAGCCAAACUUGGCUGAGAAAGCCAAGCAGGGCCUGAACAAGCUGCUAGCUGACGAGGUUCCCAUAGAGAUUAAACCUGUCAAUCCUCCAGACUUCUACCGCGGCGUUGCCAUGGAUCCCAAGAAGCUGUACUGGGUGCGCGCUCGAGGCUACAUCGGUAAAGGUGAUAUGAAGCUCCACUGCUGUGUGGCAGCCUAUGUAUCAGACUAUUCGUUCCUGGACACUGCUCUCCUGCCCUUCCCCGGGCAGCGGGCCGCUUUCUUAGCCUCUCUGGAUCACGCCAUGUGGUUCCACAACACCUUCAGGGCAGACGAAUGGAUGCUCUACGAGACUGAGAGCUCCUGGGCUGGGGGCAGCAGAGGGCUUGUCCAGGGACGUCUGUGGAGGAGAGAUGGGGUGCUGGCUGCCAGCUGUGCCCAGGAGGGGGUACUCAGGGUCAAGGCCGUGACGACCAACGCCGUGACGACCAACGCCGUGACGACCGAGAGCAAGCUAUAACCGUGACAACCUUUAAAUUGGCUGAUGAAGCCGUGUAGAGUCAGGACACUGGCUGCGUUCACACAGGCAGCCCAAAUAGGAUCUCUUUUCCGACAAUUGGUCUUUUGACCAAUCACAUCAGAUCUCUUCACAUAUAUUUGUCAGAGCUAAUAUAAUUGGUCAAAAGACCAAUUAGUGGGGGGGAAAAAAUCAGAAUUGGGCUGCCUGUCUAACGAGAGACACCCUGCCGAUGAACGGCUGGUGGCCACGGUGUGUUAGUGAUCACCUGCUGGGUGCUGAUGAACGGCUGGUGGCCACGGUGUGUUAGUGAUCACCUGCUGGGUGUUGAUGAACGGCUGGUGGCCACGGUGUGUUAGUGAUCACCUGCUGGGUGUUGAUGAACGGCUGGUGGCCACGGUGUGUUAGUGAUCACCUGCUGGGUGUUGAUGAAUGGCUGGUGGCCACGGUGUGUUAAUGAUCACCUGCUGGGUGUUGAUGAACGGCUGGUGGCCACGGUGUGUUAGUGAUCACCUGCUGGGUGCUGAUGAACGGCUGGUGGCCACGGUGUGUUAGUGAUCACCUGCUGGGUGCUGAUGAAUGGUUCAGCCUUCAUCCCCAGCCUUCAUCCCCAGCCUUCAUCCCCAGCCUUCAUCCCCUGCCUUCAUCCCCAGCCUUCAUCCCCAGCCUUCAUCCCCAGCCUUCAUCCCCUAGCCUUCAUCCCCAGCCUUCAUCCCCAGCCUUCAUCCCCAGCCUUCAUCCCCUGCCUUCAUCCCCUGCCUUCAUCCCCAGCCUUCAUCCCCUGCCUUCAUCCCCAGCCUUCAUCCCCAGCCUUCAUCCCCUGCCUUCAUCCCCUGCCUUCAUCCCCUGCCUUCAUCCCCUGCCUUCAUCCCCAGCCUUCAUCCCCAGCCUUCAUCCCCAGCCUUCAUCCCCAGCCUUCAUCCCCAGCCUUCAUCCCCAGCCUACAACUUCUGCAUCUACAAUCUAGUGAACCAUGUGGUGAUGAUUAGAAUGAGCUGAUUCUGACCGAAUAGAUUUUCUAAUCAAGAUAAAGAUUUCCAUAUGUAUUAACUCUUUUAUAUUUAAUUAUUUUACCAUUUUAAAUUAUUUUAUAAUUGCAUUUGGUAAUUGUUGUUUCUAUUUGUUGUGUCCAUUGUGGUUCCAUAAGCUUCCCUUAUUAAUUAUUGAAAUAUGAACAAUUAAUAUAUUUUCAUGAAUGUACAGGAAGGUCCAGUAAUUAUUGACACCCUUGAUAAAGAUGAGCAACAAAGACUGUAUAAAAUAAAUCAUUGAAAUAUUGAACUAUAUUGUAUGCAAAAAAAUGUCAAUUGUUUUUUUUAUCCUAGAGAUUUUGUUUAACAAGUAAUAAAAAAUCUAAAAAA